CUGCCCGCCGGCCCUGUCCGCAUCGGCGGCUUCGGCGGGGCGGAGGGACUCGCGUCCUAUCUCAGGGAAGAGCGGAUCGGCCUCCUGAUCGAUGCCACCCAUCCCUUUGCCACGCGGAUCUCGGCCCAGGCGCGCGACGCGGCGAGAGAGGCCGGUGCGGCGCGGCUCGUGAUCGUACGCCCGCCCUGGCGUCCGCUGCCCGGCGAUCGCUGGAUCGACGUCGACACGGUGGAGGAGGCUGCGGCGGCGAUCCCGGCCGAGGCCCGGCGCGUGUUCCUCACCGUCGGCGUCCGCUCGCUCGCGCCCUUCGCCGGGCGCCCGGACCUCUGGUUUCUGGUGCGGCUGGUGGACGAGCCGGCUGAGCCGAUUCCUCUCGCGCAACACCGGCUGAUCUGCGCCCGCGGGCCCUUCGCGGAGGCGGACGAGCGCGCGCUGCUUGAGGCCCACGGCAUCGAUUGCCUGGUCACCCGCGCGAGCGGCGGCGAUGCGACCGUGGCAAAGCUCGCGGCGGCGCGGGCGCUCGGGUUGCCGGUGGUGAUGCAUCUGGAUCGAUAG
This is a messenger RNA of Geodia barretti, 555 nucleotides long. The record is from the annotation of a GenBank genome assembly. Lineage: Eukaryota; Metazoa; Porifera; Demospongiae; Tetractinellida; Geodiidae.